Molecule: messenger RNA, 5845 nt
Organism: Erpetoichthys calabaricus (reedfish)
Lineage: Eukaryota; Metazoa; Chordata; Cladistia; Polypteriformes; Polypteridae
Gene: usp19
Product: ubiquitin specific peptidase 19
Exons: 26
Coding region: 478-4806 (1442 amino acids)
Biological process (GO): protein deubiquitination
Molecular function (GO): cysteine-type deubiquitinase activity
Source: RefSeq, a predicted model, not a curated record
UCAGCUUCAGGAAGGAGUUUAUUCGGGACUUUCGCUUUCGUGUGUUUUUGUUCCUAAGUAAAGUGCGAGUCACUGAGUGGUGGUAUCGGAGGGCUGACGGAAUUCGACACGGCUUGGUUUAACUUAAGAAACCCAAGUCAACGGUAGAGUGUAGGUUGGAAGCAUACACCGAACGGGAUGGGUCCAGGUUAAAAAGCAAGCGGAGACCCCGGCAAAGGGUGACUCCCUUCUAGAGAGGGAAAUGUGAGACAGGCCCUGCAGCUCGUUUUGACCUGAGGAGACAACUGGCAACUUGCAGACCAAAAGUCAAGAAGAAACGACCGUGGCGCGAUUGAAACACUACCAUUUAUUCCUCUUGGAAGAGUUUUGGUGUUCCAAGUCGCCAAAAUAGCUGGGCCCAAUAGAAAGCGGCGAACCCUUGAGCCCAACUCCAUCAGUGAACCCAACGGGCAGCCUGUGACCACAAAGCGGCUCAAGAUGUCCAGCAGUACCAACACAGGUGGUCGCAGGAGACCAGUGUCCUGCAAACUGGAGGACAACUCCAACAAAAAGAAACAGAAGGAUAAGGCAAACCAGGAAAGCAAAGAGGCAAAGCAAGAAACAAACAGAGAUCCAAAGAAAGACCCUUUUAUUGGCUGGAAACAAAAUGCAAGUGAGAUUAUUGUGAAAUUACGACCAGGACAAAGGUGUAUCAAACCGGAGGAUGUUAAUACAACAUUUACAGACCAAACCUGCCUGGUCAAGUUUGCAGAUGGUUGCCAGUGGAGCUGCCACCUAAAUGAAGACAUUGAGAGUUCAUGCAGCAAGGUUCAAUAUAAAGAGAAAGGGAAUAUUCUACAAUUGGUGAUGCAAAAGAAGAUCCCCUUUCACACUUGGCCUUUUUUGACGAAAAAGAGUAAAGAAAGUGAUCCAGUCUUAUUAUGCUCAGAUGAAGCAGUCAGUGUUUCCAAGCUUGAACAUUUGUUAUCAGAAGAGAAUUCUGCUGAACAGCCUGAAAUGGAAUCAAAAAAGGGCAAGCUAGACCGGGGAAGUAAACGUGCAAUAAAGCAAAAACCAACUUGCAAAAGUGAAACUGGGUCAAAAGUCUUAACAUUAAAGACACCUGGAAGUACAGAGUUACAAGGUGAGCCUAGUGGUAAACAUGUGAUUUGGCCAAAGGAUCAGGACUGUAAUUCCCGGAGAGACCCUUUGACUGAAAAUGUAGAGAGUACUAAAACUGAAGACAUUUCAGAGGCACUGAACCAAAGUGGAAAGACUAAAGUCAAGAUCGAAAGUACUGAAAACUCUGAGGCCAAGCAGGAGAAGGAUACCAGUAAAAGUACAACCACAGUAAAGCAUAAGACAGAAUUGAUCAGUGAGGUAAAAGAAUGUCCAGUACCUUCCAGUCAUGGUGCAAGUCUUCAAGGUGCAUCUUCAGAUGUGAGUCCCCCUCCCAGAUCUGAUGUCUUUACAACUCGGGACACCAACCUGCCUCUUCCAGUUGAUAUAGAUAUGGUUGCCUUCAAUGGUGUGAGAAGGGAAGUAGUUAAAGAUUUGAACUUCAAGAACAGUUGUUUGGAAGAGGAAUGUAUUAAAAAUGCAAAUUUAGUAGCAAAAGACACUCCUCCAAAUGUGCUGUCGAAAGACCUACUUGCCCACCUUGAAAAUGAACCUGAAAAAGGAGAUAAGGCAAAGGAGGACAAAAUGAAUGACUUGUCUGAAGUAGUUUCUUCUUCCUGUCAAACAUUGGCUCUAGAACCAAUGGUAAACUUGACUUUUGUGAAGAAUGAUUUUUACGAAAAGGGAAAUGAUGUUAUGGUGGUAAGCAUAUACUUAAAAGAAAUAUGCAGGGAAACGGCGGAAGUCUUCUUCAGAGAGCAGGAUUUCACUCUGAUUUUUCAGACCAGUGAUCCAAAUUUUUUACGCUUGCAUCUGGAUUGUGGACCAGAUACCAAGUUUAAAUGGCAGGUAAAGUUAAGGAAUCUUAUUAAUCCAGAUAAAUGUACUCAUUUCUUCACUCCAUCUCGACUUGAUAUCUUUUUAAAGAAGCGACAUAGCCAGAGGUGGGGAGGUCUGGAGGCACCAACUGGACAAGGUGCAGUGGGUGGUGCAAAAGUUGCUGUGCCUACUGGGCCAGCUUCACUUGAAAAAAACUCACCAGGAAGUAGUCAGCACACCUUGCCUAGCAAAGAGGAACCAAGAGCUGCUGAGAAAGAGAAGACUCGCACAGAAGAAGGUAGUCUUGAUUGUGUAAGUGCUAGGACUUUAACAGAACAUGUUCCUCUGAAACAGGAGCCUGCGCAUGUAACAUCGCAGCUUAAACCGACAUGCAUGGUACAACCCAUGACUCAUGCUCCAGCAAAUAAUGAUUGUAUGGAUGAUGAAGAAGAAAAGAAAGUGUGCCUUCCAGGGUUCACUGGACUGGUGAAUCUGGGAAACACAUGCUUUAUGAACAGUGUUAUUCAGUCCCUGUCAAACACAAGAGAACUACGAGAUUACUUCCAUGAUCGAGCAUUUGAGUCUGAAAUUAACUGCAGUAACCCCCUGGGAACUGGUGGCCGGCUGGCUAUUGGGUUUGCAGUUCUGCUGCGUGCUCUGUGGAAAGGAACACAUCAUGCAUUCCAGCCAUCUAAACUCAAAGCUAUAGUGGCAAGCAAGGCCAGUCAGUUCACGGGAUAUGCACAGCAUGAUGCCCAGGAGUUCAUGGCUUUUUUGUUAGACGGUCUUCACGAGGACCUAAACAGAAUACAGAGCAAACCAUACACAGAAAUGGUGGAUUCUGAUGGGAGACCUGAUGAGGUAGUGGCAGAAGAAGCUUGGAGGAGGCACAAGAUGAGAAAUGAUUCCUUCAUUGUGGACCUGUUUCAAGGUCAAUACAAAUCUAAACUAGUUUGUCCUAUCUGUGCAAAGGUGUCUAUAACUUUUGACCCAUUCCUUUAUCUGCCUGUUCCUUUGCCUCAGAAACAGAAGGUGCUCACUGUAUUCGUUUUUUGGAAGGACCCACACAAGAAGCCUGUUAAGUUUCUUGUGAGUGUCAGCAAAGAAAACUCUUGUACAACUGAUAUUCUUGAGUCCAUCUCCAGAAGUGUAAAGGUUAAACCUGAAAACCUGAGACUGACAGAGGUUAGUGAAAGUCGAUUUCACCGUAUAUUCCUUCCAUCAAACUCUCUGGAUGCUGUCUCCCCUACGGACACUCUGUUCUGUUUUGAGGUGCAGUCCAAGGAGCUUGCCAAAGAAAAAGUAGUUAUCCUUCAAGUGCAGCAGAGAACUCAAGUUCCGAAUUGUCCCAUCAAUAAGUGUGCAGCUUGUCAGAAGAUUCCACAUUCUGAAGAUGAGAAGAUUAAGAGGUGCACUCGUUGCUACCGAGUUGGUUACUGCAACCAGAAUUGUCAGAAGAAUCAUUGGCAGGAUCACAAAAAUCAUUGUAGACCAAACACUGAAAGUAUUGGAUACCCAUUCCUAAUCAGUGUCCCAGAAUCUCGACUUACUUAUUCCCGACUUGCGCAACUGCUAGAAGGAUACUCCAGAUACUCUGUAAAUGUGUUUCAACCCCCUUUCCAGUCUGGCAGAAUGUCCCCUGAGAUAAGCCAGUGUAGAAUGGAGCAGCCACGGUUACAUGCAGUGGUUUCAGAAAGCCAUAAUAAGGAAAGCUACUUGCCAACAGAUGAGAUUAAUGAAAGAGGAAAAUUUAAUUACGUAGAUUCCAAUAUUGAUAAUAUGGCUGCAGGAGAUUGUAAGAAGAAUGCCAUUUCUGUUUCUACUCUCACUUUGGAUUCGGGCUACACUGAUUCUGUUUCAGAAUUGCAGGACCACUUGGAGCAUGAAAAAGAAAUUACUUGUGAGAAAACUUUAAAACCAGAAGCUGUAGUCACAGGUUAUCAGCAACCCACAGAUACUGGUGCUAAUGGUGCAUCACAAUUCUACAUUUCUCUAAUUGAUGCAUCAAAUAAAGAACAAAAGCUUGAGGACAAAGGAGACAAAGCCUUAGACAUUCCUGAAGGCUCUUCUGUUAUCUUGGUGUGGAAGAACAACGAGCGUCAAAAGGAAUAUGUCUUGGUCAAACCUAAGGAGCUGGAGUAUAUAGAAGAUCUAGGUUCAGCCAGUGAGAAUGCCCGGGCAGGUCACUUCACUCUUGAACAAUGUCUCAAGCUGUUUACAAAACCAGAGGUGCUGGCACCUGAAGAAGCUUGGUAUUGUCCCAAGUGUAAACAGCACAGAGAAGCAUCAAAACAGCUGAUGUUAUGGAGACUCCCCAAUGUCUUAAUAAUCCAACUUAAGCGUUUCUCCUUCCGCAAUUUCAUUUGGCGGGACAAAAUUAAUGAUAUGGUUGAUUUUCCAGUCAGAAAUCUGGAUCUGAGUAAAUUCUGCAUUGGCCAAAAAGAUGACUCUCAGCCUCCCAUUUAUGAUUUAUAUGCAGUGAUCAAUCAUUAUGGUGGUAUGAUUGGAGGACAUUACACUGCAUAUGCUCGCCUUCCCAGUGACAAAAACAGUCAGCGCAGUGAUGUUGGAUGGCGUCUCUUCGAUGACAGCACUGUCACUACAGUGGAGGAAAGCCAGGUAGUGACACGUUAUGCUUAUGUGCUUUUUUACCGUCGACGUAACUCUCCUGUGGAGAGACCUAUUCGGCGACACAGCCCUCAUGGCACUGAUUCACCAGCAAUGGCAGCUGGAGCUGCAGCUAAUCAGGCAUCAAGUGAGGCCUUGUUUGGCCCAGAGCUGGAUACAGAAGGACCUCCACAGCUUACUCCAGAAGUGACAUCGGAUCUGUUUUCACACUCUGCAGAUUGUGCCACCUCAUCUUACAGCAACAUGGAGGAAGUGGAUUAGAGGGUAUAUUGGUGCUUUGGUGUGGGGGGAGAGAGUGUCAAAUUUCCAGAGAAAAAUUAAACAAUCCUUGAAUUUGCUCUGGAUUCCCAAGGAAAAUAAGUACUGUAUCCUGUGCAAGAAAACACAAUUUUGGACUUGUAUGUACUCCUAGAGCAAAAAGAAAAAAACUUGUGAAAGCUCCUGUAUUGACAGAUGUGUAUAUAAAGAUUUCCCAGUGGAUAACUACUUUUGUUAUACAAGUGAUUUGAGCUUGCUAGCAGUUUAUCCACCACUGAUUGAAGAUAAUCGUUUGUGGACACCAAAGGACUACUAUGGGAAUGCACAGUUUCUUUGCAGUGUGACAUUUGUUGAUUUAUUUAAUCCUCCCUUAUUUGUUUGCUAAUAAUGGCUACAUUUUUACUAUUGUAGUUUCUGAACAUGUUCAUAUUCAACAGGCAUUUGGACUUAGGUGGAGUUUAAAAAAAAUGGUUGUCAGUGUUUGAUUCUAAAAAAUUUGAACUCUUUGGUUUUUGGCCCAUCACAGUAAUGCAUAAUAGAAAUGGGUUUAACUCUUUGAACACACUAGACCGUACCAAGUUAUGUCUUGUGUAACCCUAUAAAAGGAUAGAAAUGCAAUUUCUUAAAUAACUUGCAAAGCAGCUCCUAUUAACAGGCAUUUAUGCAGCUCUUUAACAACUUUACCAAACUUUUAGUUUAAACUACCUUAAUAUAAUUUGCACAAUAAGUUAUGUCUUGUUUAAGAUAUUAUUGGCUUGCAAUAGCUCUAUUUCACUGAACCUUGCUGGAAGGUGAUUUGGGAUCUGGUGCAUUAUUUUCCCUUUGAGUUUAUAGUCAACUUGUUUCACUUCAUCAACAUGCUUUUGCACACCCCAUUUCUGUAACAUGCAUCUCAGAUUUUGUUUUAUUUAUUUCUUUGUUUUUUCCCUUAUGUGUGAGUGGCCGAUUUUGGUAUUUUGUUUCUUUUUUUUCUUUGUGCCUGCCUCAUUUUGAAGUUUAAGAAUAAUUGAAUGCUGCUGAUUAUUAAACAUUCUUUAAAUUA